AUGGAUAUACGUACACUUAACGUUUUACUCAAAGACGUCGUCUCUUUUGUGGAGCGUGUCCUACUACACGAGCCCUCUCUUUAUCGUAUACCGGGUCCAGACACAGAGGCACGAGCCAUGCUUAACAAAUAUUUGAUGGGGGAGCGGCCUAAUCUGGACACUGAGCUUGUCGAUCCAUUCACCGCCACAACACUGUUAAAGUAUGCCAUUAAGAACCUUGACAAACCCCUCAUCGCGAGAGAAUUUUAUCCUGCCCUAAAAAUGAUCUUGUACUUUGAGGAAAAAUUGGGGCACGCUCCGGAACGGGCCCUCACCCGUGUAUACGAUAGCUUUCUGGACCAGGAUAGAAGAGAGUUCUUCGAAGUCUUUGCCAAGCAUUUACUGAAAGUAGCUGGGGAGCCAGAAAAUAACAUGACACUGAUAAACCUUGUAACGGUAUUUGGCCCAACAUGCAUCUUGCCGUACCGGGAGAUGCAGCUUGAGCAGAUGCGUACGGGCCCAGCAAUCCUCUUGUACAUUAUAAACUUUGCUGCCAAGAGAGCAGGCGUGGCACAAGUCUGCACUACAUGA
Messenger RNA from Giardia duodenalis, 570 nucleotides. RefSeq names its product putative Rho GAP. NCBI's taxonomy places the organism in Eukaryota, Fornicata, Diplomonadida, Hexamitidae. Gene Ontology annotation, biological process: signal transduction. Bases 1 to 570 code for a protein of 189 amino acids. The record is from RefSeq and is a predicted model, not a curated record. The transcript has a single exon.